Molecule: messenger RNA, 307 nt
Organism: Paraglomus occultum
Lineage: Eukaryota; Fungi; Glomeromycota; Glomeromycetes; Paraglomerales; Paraglomeraceae
Source: the annotation of a GenBank genome assembly
AUGGGUGCGGCAGCCGGAGGAAUUAAAGAAAGGAUAUUAAAUUAUAGCGAAAGUACUCGUCAAGAAUUCACUAUUGAUGAAUUCCAGCAUAAAUUUUUAAGAAGUGGGUAUACUCCAGUCAAAAUAGUUUUAGAACAUGACAAAGAAGUAAUUAAUCGUUAUUGGGCCAAUAAAACCAUCAAAAAAGGAGGAGAAAGCAAUACCUAUUUCAAUGUUGCUAAUUUUGGAGGCUUAAUGGAUGAAGAAGGAUUUGUAAAGUUUCAUUUUCAUACUUUAAAUAUGCACAGUAUGGUUGAAAGCGAGGAAA